AUGGCAUCGAUCUGUGGACGCAUGGCGCUGCGUGCUGCCGCUCAACACAAUGUUAAAUACACGCCCGUGCGUUUUUGCAAAAUGAUGAACGACCCCUUGGAGCACGCCACUGGUAUUGAGAAGCGUGAAUUGCUCCUUAAGGCAGCUGGUAAUGAUAAUCCUUUCGACAUGAAGGUAUUCAAGCGCGGUGCCGGCACCAAGGAGAACCCCAACUUGAUUCCAUCGGCCUUUGAUGCUCGCAUUGUUGGCUGCAUCUGCGAAGAGGACCAGACCUACGUGCAAUGGAUGUGGCUGCAGAAGGGUAACCAGAAGCGUUGUGAAUGCGGACACUGGUUCAAACUGGUGGAGAAGGCAGCUGUUUAAAGUUAUUAUUAAUUAAUUAAAAUAAACCAAUUAAUAACAAAACACACAACAACAACAACUACUAAGCUAAAAGUCAACCAACUUAGAGCUGUCCAAAUAAAUACAUCAAACCCAACAAAAAAAAAUAUCUCGGGCAGUUAGCUUCCAUUUUUCAGUUCUUCUGUACAAAUCAUAUAUAUAUUUAAUCGGAGCAUGAUACCGAUGCUUAAUGAAUUGAUAUACAUUUUAGUAGUUCAAUAAAGUGAUUUGAAGCGA
This is a messenger RNA of Drosophila willistoni, 618 nucleotides long. It is a transcript of the gene COX5B, whose product is annotated as cytochrome c oxidase subunit 5B, mitochondrial. The record is from RefSeq and is a predicted model, not a curated record. Gene Ontology annotation, biological process: mitochondrial electron transport, cytochrome c to oxygen. Bases 1 to 363 code for a protein of 120 amino acids. Gene Ontology annotation, cellular component: mitochondrial envelope. The transcript is spliced from 3 exons. NCBI's taxonomy places the organism in Eukaryota, Metazoa, Arthropoda, Insecta, Diptera, Drosophilidae.